Molecule: messenger RNA, 1051 nt
Organism: Phragmites australis (common reed)
Lineage: Eukaryota; Viridiplantae; Streptophyta; Magnoliopsida; Poales; Poaceae
Product: prefoldin subunit 2-like
Exons: 2
Coding region: 305-745 (146 amino acids)
Biological process (GO): protein folding
Cellular component (GO): cytoplasm; prefoldin complex
Molecular function (GO): protein folding chaperone
Source: RefSeq, a predicted model, not a curated record
AUCGCACCCGACUCCAUCCGCUCGACCAGGACGGCGCUCGACCGCUCUCUCUAACCCUAACGGCGGCGGGCCGGCAGGCAAGCAAGCACGCGGCGGACCGCGGACGCGCCUCGAGUCCAGGCCAGCGGCGCAUCGUGUCCAUCCCUGUGGUCUCCGAGAGCGUGGCGGACUGGGGCCACCCGCCGCCGGAGAAGCGCGCCGCGUUCUGGGCGAGUCGGCGUGGAGAGGCGCCGCGUUCUGGGCGUCGAGUUCAAGGUUUAACCAUUUGUGAUAUCCUUCUGGGGUUAGCUGCAUCGCAAGGAAAAUGGCAAGCAAAGCAGGUGAUGAUGGCAAAGAAGCCAUAAACGAGCAAGUAAUUGCCAAUACUUACGCUAACAAGCGUACCGAAAUGAACCAACUCUACACCAAGAUCACAGAGCUGGAGAUGGAGGUGAGUGAGCACUCUCUUGUGAUUGGUGCAAUCGAGCCGCUGGACCCCUCAAGGCGCUGCUACAGAAUGAUUGGUGGCGUCCUGGUCGAAAGGACCAUCAGAGAGGUCCUGCCCGCAGUGAAGCGCAACAAGGAGGGCCUUGAAGAGGUCAUCGCUCGCAUGCAUGAGGCGCUGGAGAGGAAGAAGAAGGAGAUCACCGAGUUCGAGCUCAAGUACAAGAUCAGGAUCAGGAAGGCUGACAAUGAUGCCGAGGAAGAAGGCAGCAAGAAGGAAGGGACUGCGCAGGGAGUUCUUGUUGGUCCUGCUGGCCAGUAAAACGUAUCGACAGCGACUUGCACACCCUCGUUCAUGGAAAGCCAGAUUACUCUUUUGCUGGAUGCCACUGCUACCAGUAUCUGUUUGUUGAGUGCUGUGCACAUGCCGGACCAGCGAUUCUGUGUAAAACCGUAAGUUAUGCUAGAUGAGAACCUCGUUCGAUCGCUAGAUGUUUUUUACGCUCCAUGUUGAAUCACAAUUGCUGUAUCCUUCAUUGUUCUUCAGUUGUUAUUCGUGCUCCAGAAUUUUUUUUCUGUAUGUUGGUGGCGCGAUUCAGAUUCACUUGGUUAGAAUCCUUUAUUUUCA